This is a messenger RNA of Cylicocyclus nassatus, 1798 nucleotides long. Lineage: Eukaryota; Metazoa; Nematoda; Chromadorea; Rhabditida; Strongylidae. The record is from the annotation of a GenBank genome assembly.
UGACUCAUUUGAGGUAGAAAUCAGCUGGUUAUAGUUUAUUCACUAUUUCUGGAAUAAAGUCCUUCAAAACUUGGGUGUCCUGCAUCGCAACCACAUCAAGGAUCGCCGCUGCAAUGGCACCAACCCUAGCCGAGGGGUAUGAAGAGAUUCAGCGUGGAGGCACAAGAGCAUGGGAAGAGGCAUUCAUGAAAAUGCAUGUGCAUUCGCACAAAGAAGUUGGAGAACGGGGUCUUACCACGAAAGUAGCAAAAAACCUACUGAAUAUGGAUAGAAAUCGCUACAUAGAUGUACUUCCAUUUGAUCAGUCUCGCGUUGUUCUCGGCCAUAAUGCUGAGGACGAUGAUUCUUACAUCAAUGCCUCGCCUGUCUCUAUCGAGAGAGCUCAUCGAAAUUACAUACUAGCUCAGGGACCAUUGGAGAACACUUGUAAUGAUUUUUGGCAAAUGGUUUGGGAGCAAAAUGUGCCAGCAGUGAUAAUGCUUAACAAAUUGAUGGAGAGUGGCCGACACAAGUGCGCUACAUACUUUCCAUCUAAAAGUGAACAGUCUGUAGAGUUUGAUGAUUACGCAGUGAGUUUGGAAGAAGAGGAGCAACAUCACAAUUUUGUAGUUCGAAAAAUCCGCUUGAAGAAAUUGAAUGAGGAAGGAGCUGUAGAGCGCUCGGUUCUUCAUGUCCAGUACACGGAAUGGCCGGACUUUGGAGUACCUGCAUCUACGAAGUGUUUCUUGGACAUGCUCAGAUAUAUUCAAAGUCAUAAUGUGCUUAGCGUAAAAGAUGACGAUCCUCCAUGUGUGGUUCACUGCUCAGCUGGCAUCGGACGGUCUGGGACAUUCAUCCUCGUCGACGGAGUCUUGAGAAUGAUCGAACUUGGUAUCCCUGAGUCUGAAAUAUCCUUGAAUGAUCUUUUGGUGGAUUUGCGAUGUCAACGUUUCGGCUUGAUACAAACACCUCAGCAAUUGAUGUUCAGUUGGCAUGCCAUCGUAGAUGCACUUCAGCAAAUGAAAAAUCCUAAGAGCCAAAAUGGAACUGACACAGCUGUGAGCGCUAAUCUCCCUUCACCCGUUGACAGGAAGGCUAAACGCAAAACCGACGACACGGAAACGGAACCGACGGAUGAUCGUCUUGCAAAGAGGCGGCGUGCGCGGAAAGACGGACAUGAAACUCGCGUUUGAAGUGAUGUGUCGUUCAGACGUGAGAUGGUCGCACGCAUGGUAGCGCGCAGUCGUGCAUCAGAAGCUAGUCGUCGAAGUUACCUUGGUAGUGUGGCCAAUCAACUAGGCGUAAGCCCGAGGACUGUUCUCGCUGCUGGCGGUGCACUGAUUUUCGCCGUUGUCGCCGGUUACUACGCCUAUAAGCGAUAACUUAUUUAUUUUGUCUUGUUGUGCUGGAGGGCAGUGUUUGUGAUAAUUUAUACCCGGAUUACUCUAUAUGGUGGAUUAUCACUCACCAUCUAGAGUAAAUGUUCUGCUAUGUAUCCUCUUUGACGUUUCCUGGAUUUUGCGCAGCUGUAGUUGCUUUUGUCCCCUUAUCAUUCCUAUCAGCAUUAGGUUACGAAGUAAAAGAUAUGCCCAAUGAUUAACAUAUGUGUUGCUCAAGUCUCGUAUGUCAUUUCUAUCUCGAUAUAUGUGUUGUUGAAACCUGAUGACCCCACUAAUCAUGGCCUUAUACUACGCGAUUCGUGUCCUCUCAUCAAACAUGUGUCUCUUUUUCUGGUCGUAGAAUUCUUUUCAUGGUAGAUAGCUCGUCACUACGCAUUUAUGCAAACGCCAUGUGAUACAUAUGACUUGAUAAAGUUUCC